Fusarium fujikuroi IMI 58289 is the source of this 1431-nucleotide messenger RNA. RefSeq lists its product as uncharacterized. Lineage: Eukaryota; Fungi; Ascomycota; Sordariomycetes; Hypocreales; Nectriaceae. The record is from RefSeq and is a predicted model, not a curated record. The transcript is spliced from 5 exons. Gene Ontology annotation, molecular function: carbon-sulfur lyase activity. The coding region runs from base 1 to 1431 and encodes 476 amino acids.
AUGGCUAUCAGAUUCACCGAUGGUUUGCUGCAGAACCAGUCUCCAUUUUUCGCAAAUGUCCCGCCUGAAAUUCAUGACAUGAUCUUGAUCAACUUGUUUGGCAAACGCCGACUCCGUAUUGAAUGGGCUCCGCAGCCGAACGGCAACGAUCGGGAGCACAAGGCAAGGAAUCGGCCGAAUGUGCUCCAAUGGACGCAUUUUCUUUGUUUCAAAGGGUCAUCUCAACAUUUUCAUGAUGACGAAGAUGAUCAACAUUGGAGAUAUUAUUUGUCGUCGGGGUUCAUUCUUACUUGCAAGCGAGCCUUUGAGCAAGGUGUAAAGAUUCUAUACCAGACAAACACUUUCGAGUUUGAAUCUAUGAAUGAAUUUAUGGAGUUUCAAAGAUAUCAGAUUGCUCCGGAUCUGAAUCAUUUACUCACACACAUCGAUACCCCAGUAUCGAUCGAAUUCAGCGAUCUGGUCUGCUAUGGAAGCGAACUCGAAAAGACGAGGAGACCACAACCCAUCGGUUUCACUAUGCUGUGCCAUACUCUGUCAAAGAUGAAGCAGGAUCUCAACCUGUGCUUUCAUGUGCACAUGAGCAACGGGGAGCCAUGGCCCAGACACACUGCUGAGAGCAAGAGACUUGCAGGCCAGGCUGUCAAAGUCGGUCUUGAGACGCUCCUUAGCAAUGGACGAGUGACUUGUGUAAUUGAUGGCUGUGGCAUGGAUGGUUUCUCGGAAAUUGUGAAGGAAAUAUGGUCGAAAAAGCUAGAGGGAGGACUGAAGCUUUACAUGUGUCCUCACAAGCCUUCAAACCGCUAUGACUCGUCUUCUGAGGGGGAACAAGAUGAUGACUCUUCAACUGAUAGCGGAUGUCUCUGUGGUGCUAUUCGGUACACCGUCAACUUUAACCAAGAGCACCCAUGGCCACCAAUUCCAUCAGCAUGCCAAUGUACCAUGUGUCGCAAGUGGACAUCUUCCUUGAUCGCCCAAUUCCUUGUCAUAUCCCCCAAGCAAAUCAAUCCAGCACUAAACACUUUUCUGUCCUUCAAAGAGUACAUGUCCUCACCAGGUCGAUUCCGUGGUUUCUGCGGUGACUGUGGCACGUCGAUCGCAUGGCGCUCAGUCGAUUACACCCCAAUAUUUGAUCUAUAUUUGGGGACACUGGAUGAGAAUUACCUGAUCGGAAAUGGCGUCGUGGCGAAGACUCUCGCAACUCCAAACGGAAUGCAGUACUGGCUGCAGAACGCCGUUCAUGGUGUUACUGAUGUGCUUGAGGGAGGGAAGAAGUACAGUGAAGAAGGUCCCGACGGUAUACGUGAGGCAGAAGAUUCGGUGACUCGCGAGGACUACGGAAAUAUCGAGGUUUUUUGCAGCACGCAAACGAGAUGUGAGGACCUGAAGUCCCCACCAUCUUCCGCACCUCUUCCUCAAAGCCGCGAGGCAUGA